UUGAAGCAUAAAUUUCUUCCAGAUUAUCGCUACAAGAUCGAGCUCAGGGCGGCUAAAGAAAACACUCCUAGAACUUUUCUUGUCUCCCCUUUUGAUCCAACUUCUCAUGAAGUUGACAAAUAUAUUAAGGAAAUUCUUGAAAGAUCAAGAAAGAAUGUUGAUCUUGAGGCAGCUGCGGCGAUAGUAAAUGGUGCGGAUCAGCUACGUUCGCCACCAUGCAAGAAAUCGCGCAGUGAUGGUGUCUUUAGUGAAAUUAAUAAUACAGACGGUUUCGUGACAGAGAUCUCGUUGGGACCAACAACCUCUUCUGAAGUGAGUGCAUCAGAUACACCCACGAGCCGCAUUAGUCAGUCGAGCAGCUUCUGUAUCAACAGUAGUUCUGCAUCAGUCUACCCAGAGAACAUGGAUAGGGACUACUACCAGCCAGCUGCAACUGGAUUUAAUUAUCAAAUGCAACAGCAAUUUCUAAAGUAA
This is a messenger RNA of Strongylus vulgaris, 474 nucleotides long. The record is from the annotation of a GenBank genome assembly. NCBI's taxonomy places the organism in Eukaryota, Metazoa, Nematoda, Chromadorea, Rhabditida, Strongylidae.